AUGGCCCGCAAGGAUGAGGAGCUCCGACGGAGGAAAGAGGGCCGCGCCGGUGGCUCUGAUGAGUCUUCAGAAUCUGAUAGCGACUCUGAUAACGGCGAUGCUUCGCUGCGGCGACAGCUGGCGGCGCUUGAGGAGGAGGAAGAUGUGCCGCAGAAGGGUCUCAUGAGCAUGAAGUUUAUGCAAAAAGCCGAGGCUGCCAAGAAGGAGGCCAACGAUGCUCUCAUCCGCCAGAUCCAACGAGAGCUCGACGGUGAGGAGUUUGAUGGUGACGGCGAUGAGGAGAUGGAAGAGGUUGGCCGUCGGCAGUACGGCGCCGCUGAAGGUCAGGCAUUCAAGCCAGCUUUCGAGAAGCCAACUCGGACGGCCAAGAAGCAAAAGCCAACAGAAGAUUCCGACGACGACGACGAUGUGGUGAUAACUACAAACGGAGCUGGCUACAACCCUGCCAUCCCCAACAUCACAUCCCUCGACUCCUCACGAACCGUCUCAUCAACCGCAGGCGCCUGGUCUCGCGGUGAAACCCGCCGCAAGAAGAAGGGCCAGUCAGCAGCCAACGUCGGCGACCUCGACCUCUCAUCCAACGUCAUCGUCGCCUCUCACAAGUCAAAGAACAAGUCCAAACCCGACGAGGAAGCUUCAGAUGCCGAAUCAGACACUGACCAGCAUCUCCCCCUCGCGAUCCGCGACCAGGAAAUGGUGGCGCGUGCCUUUGCGGGCGAGGACGUUGUCGGAGAGUUUGACCGUGAAAAGGCAGACGUUGCUGAAGAGGACGAUGACAAGGUCGUUGAUAAUACUCUUCCUGGUUGGGGAUCAUGGGUCGGUGAUGGUGUGAGCGAAAAGGAGAAGAAGCGUCAUCAAGGCCGGUUCCUAACAAAGGUUGAGGGUAUCAAGAAGAAGGAUCGCAAGGAUGCCAAGCUGGACAAGGUGAUGAUCAACGAGAAGCGGAUCAAAAAGAACGACCGCUACCUCGCCUCACAACUCCCUCACCCCUUCGAGUCCCGUCAACAGUACGAGCGCUCCCUGCGUCUGCCCGUCGGACCCGAAUGGCAGACAAAGGAGACGUUCCAGGACAGCACCAAGCCUCGCGUGCUCAUGAAGCAGGGCAUCAUUGCGCCCAUGUCCAAGCCUACCAUCUGA
Molecule: messenger RNA, 1137 nt
Organism: Fusarium vanettenii 77-13-4
Lineage: Eukaryota; Fungi; Ascomycota; Sordariomycetes; Hypocreales; Nectriaceae
Exons: 2
Coding region: 1-1137 (378 amino acids)
Biological process (GO): rRNA processing
Cellular component (GO): small-subunit processome; nucleolus
Source: RefSeq, a predicted model, not a curated record